Molecule: messenger RNA, 2982 nt
Organism: Closterium sp. Yama58-4
Lineage: Eukaryota; Viridiplantae; Streptophyta; Zygnematophyceae; Desmidiales; Closteriaceae
Source: the annotation of a GenBank genome assembly
AUGCAUCGCUCCACCUUCCCAAUCCCCCCUCACCCGCGUCCCCACAAUCGCCUCUCCGCUUCCGCCUCCGUCUUCUCCCCGCGCGCCACCUUGCAGGUGACGGACACGCCAAUUCUGGACCCGGCGGGGCAGCUGGUGGGGGUGAUCGGCGUGUCGGCGGACAUCAGCGACCUGAAGCGCAAGGAGGGCGAGAUCCGCGCGCUCAACGCCGCGCUGGAGGAGCGCGUCGUGGAGCGCACGGAGCAGCUGCAGCGCACCAACGAGGCGCUGCGGCGAGAGAUUGAGGAGCACCUGCGCGCGAGGGAGCACCUGCAGCGAUGCAUCGAGGACUUGGAACAAUCGCGCAGCCGCAUAUCGCAGCAGUCGGCGGUGCUGGAGCGGAUGGUGGCGGAGCUGCGCGAGGCGCGCACGGAGGCGGAGUCCGCGAACCGCCUUAAAUCGCAAUUCCUGGCGUCCAUGAGCCACGAGAUCCGCACCCCCAUGAACGGCGUGCUCGGCAUGACGCGGCUGCUGCUGUCGACGCCAUUGUCGGAGGAGCAGCACGGGUUCGUGGACACAAUUCGCAGCAGCGGCGACGCGCUGCUGGCGAUUAUAAAUGACAUAUUGGAUCUGAGCAAGAUCGAGGCGGGCGAGCUGGAGAUGGAGCACCGCGACUUCGACGUCACUGCGUGCGUCGAGGACAGCGUCAACCUGCUCGCGGUGCGAGCCAUGGAGAAGGGCAUCGAGCUUGUGAGCGAGGUGGACGACAGUGUGCCGCGAGUGGUUAGGAGCGAUGCAGCGCGGUUACGGCAGGUGCUGGUGAACAUAAUCUCCAACGCCACCAAGUUCACACACACGGGGAGGUGCACGUCUCCGUCUCCGCUCACUGCCUCGGGGACCAAGUGGAUACACGGGGCGGGCCUGGGGCCGGGCGAGGUGGAGCAGGCGCUAUCUGCGGGGUACCGGUGGCACCGUGUGGUGGUGCGCGUGCGUGACACAGGCAUUGGGAUCUCCGCGGACCGCCACGACCGCCUCUUCAAGCCGUUCUCACAGGUGGACGCGUCCACAACAAGGCAGUACGGCGGCACGGGGCUGGGGCUGGCCAUCUCACAGCAGCUGGUGGAGCUCAUGGGCGGGCGCAUCUGGGCGGAGAGCGCCGGGCUGGGCCAUGGGGCGACCUUCUCCUUCUAUAUCACUGCGCUCGCCCUGCCCUUCCGCGCGCCUUGCUCGACUCCCGGGGGGGCUGUGGCUGUUGGGUCGCCCAUGCGCCGUGUGCGCCCUGAGGGGCCCGAGGUAGAUGCUGAACCGCCGGGGACUGUGUCUGGAGGGAAGGCAGGUGAACGGGACUCCACUGCUCCCAAGCUGUUGUUUGGCCGAGCCGCCACUGCCAGCCGCGCCACCACCACCACCACCGCCACCACCGAGUUCAUGACAGGGGAGCAGUGUGGGCGUGACUCUAUCCCCCCCCUGCUCUCACCGCGGCGCUUCGCCCGCAGUGCGUCGGUGCCGAGGCACGGCCGGUCCACGUGCAUGGCGGUGCGGGGCGUGUCCCACCCGUCCCCCUGCAUGCCCGCGUGGCUCAUCGACUCGGGCAAGCGCCGCCGCGUGGACGGCGCACUAGGGGAGGGGGGAGUGCCUGGUGUGGCGGAGGAGAGUGUGGGCGCGCUGGAGGUGGGGCUCAGCAGGGUGGCCCUGCUGGGGGGCGGUGGUGCGGGCAGGCGGGAGCAGGGCGCGAGUGAUGGGAGUGUGGCGCUCGCUCAGGGAAGUGGAGACGCCGCAUGCAUGCUGCUAGACACGACUGGCAUCGCCGCCCCCAUGGGUGGCAGCGUGGCACGAGACCGCUGCCCGGUGCUGCAGGCGGCAGGCGAUGGUGGUGGUGGCGCACGCAGCGACACGUGGCAUGCUGACGAGGCACCUGCAGGGUCUGGGCAUGAAAGUGAGCGCGGCUGCAGGGGGAACGAGGCUGACACGCUGCUGCUGGCGCAGCGGGUUGGGGGAGGCGGGGAGGAGGGGGAGGGCAUCAUGCGAGGGGAUGGGGAAAGCGGGAUGAGAGGCGGGCAAGAAAGCGGGGAGCAGAGGGAAGAGAGCAUGGGAGUGGAGCAACAGGGGCGCAUAUGCGAGGCGCGGUGUGGCGGAUUUGAUUUGAUUGUGGUGGAUUCCCGGCUGGACUGGCUGCCAGUGCAGCGCUGCAGCAGCAGACAGGGGGAGGAGUGUGAUGAUGGGGAGUGUGGCAGCAGCAGGUGCAGCGAGGGAGACAGAGGGGGCAUGAAGCUGGUGCUGCUGACGCCCUACUCUGGCAACGUGCAGGGAGGGGCAGCUGGUGCAGUGAAGGGCGGGAUGACGGGCGGAGCGAAGGGGGUGGCGGAUGGGGCGGCGAGAGGGGCAGGGGGCGCAAGGGAGUGCGGGGCAGAGCGAGCGGGGUUCAGAGUGGGACUGGCGGACGCACACCCCCUCCGCAUACUGCUUGCGUACGUGCCAUGGGUGGCGUGCUGUGGGGUGACAAGCGGUGGCAUGGGUAGAGUGGGGUGCCAUGGGGUGGUGUGGCAUCGGGUUCCAAGGUUGAUGUGUGGUACCAUUCCCUGGGUUGGCGUGGGUAGGGAGGACAACGUGGUGAAUCAGAAGGUGGCGACCAAGAUGUUAGCGCGCAUGGGAUACGAGUGCACCGUCGCCCACAACGGCCACGAGGCCAUCCUGCGGUUACAGGCUCACCCCUUCGACCUCGUGCUCAUGGACGUGCAGAUGCCAGAGCUGGACGGCAUAGAGGCCACGCGCCGCAUUGUCUCGCAGUGGCCUGAGUGGCGCCCGUCGUGCCCGCGCCCACCCAUCUUUGCGCUCACAGCCAACGUACUGGAGACGGACCGCAUGCGGUGCCUGGCGGCGGGCAUGGAGGGCUUCAUCGCCAAGCCCAUCCAUGUCCACGACCUCGUCCGGGCUGUUGAGUUCGGCAGUUCCCGCCGCCGCCAGCAGGAGCGGGAGCAGCAGGAGGAGGGGAAGGAGCAGUGA